Molecule: messenger RNA, 1595 nt
Organism: Malaya genurostris
Lineage: Eukaryota; Metazoa; Arthropoda; Insecta; Diptera; Culicidae
Product: protein 60A-like
Exons: 8
Coding region: 247-1497 (416 amino acids)
Biological process (GO): BMP signaling pathway; SMAD protein signal transduction
Cellular component (GO): extracellular region
Molecular function (GO): cytokine activity; growth factor activity
Source: RefSeq, a predicted model, not a curated record
UUGUGAUGUGAUUAAAAAGAUUUUCUUUGAUAUCACUAUUCUGUUUGAAAGUCGAAAGUUUCGGGUAUCAUUUCAUGCAAAGAGUUGAGUGAUAAACGUGGAAACCGCUUGGUAAUUAAAAGAAAGAAAACAAAGAGAAACUGUCACUUGCCUAUACGCCCUUUUGAAAAAUUAACCGAGAAAUGAGCUCAACAUUGACUGUUCGUGAAGAUUAUUAGAAUCAAGAAGCAAAACAAUAACAUUGCAAUGAACCCGGUGUAUAUCAUUAUUAUUUUUGUGUUAAAUAAUAGUUUACUUGUGUUUGGUGGACUAUCAGGAAUUUAUGUUGAUAAUGGAGUAGGACAGACUGUAAUGGAUGUAUCAAUGACCAGUGAUGAUCAGCAGGAAAUUGAACACGAAAUAUUAGAGCUUCUAGGACUUCCUGACAGACCACAUAAACUUCAUCUGCAUUCUUCAAUCAGCAAAUCAGCACCGCAGUUUUUGUUAAGUAUCUACGACAAACUAUCGCAUCAAACAAGCGGUUAUCAUGCUCGUUAUACAAGAAGCCCUGAUACUAAACACGAUAUUUUCACACAAAUGGACAACGAAGCCAUAGACCAAAGCGAUAUUAUAAUGACAUUUUUGAACAAAAAUCAUCAUGUAUCCGAGAUACGCCAUGAAAAAGGAAGACGACUGUGGUUUGAAACUAAUAGUUUAAACGAUGGUGUGGAGUUAAUAUUUGCUGAGCUGCGGCUUCGUAAAUGUAUCGAACCCAGGAAACACACAUACAAUACAGAAAACUUUACUGUUGCAGUUUACUCCAUUACUAACCUUGAUGGACAAGAAAUACUACUGAAGCUGUCAGAAAUAGAUGUAUCACCAGAAUUUGAUGGAUGGAUCGAGCUCAAUGUUACUUCUGCAGUUUUGGAUUGGACAAAUAACGAACAAUUAAAUAGAGGAUUAUACGUCGAAGCAUAUUCCAAAUUACGGACAGACAAAGAGAUAAAAUUAGAUGACAUUGGUAUAGUUAGCUCAAAAGGGAACGAUAAAUAUCAACCUUUUCUGGUAACAUAUUGCAAAGGAUCUCAGGUUGUAAAGCCCGUUUUUCAUAUUCACUCGAGAAGUAAACGAAAUGUUCAACGGAAACGAAAAAAUAAGACCGAGGCCCGAAAUCCGCUAACCGAUCCAAUUACCGACCAUUACAAAAGUUGUCAAAUAAAAACGUUAUAUGUGAGCUUCAAAGAUUUGAAUUGGCAGGAUUGGAUAAUUGCUCCAGAGGGAUAUGGUGCAUUUUAUUGCAGUGGCGAAUGCAAUUUCCCGUUGAAUGCUCAUAUGAAUGCAACAAAUCACGCAAUUGUACAAACUCUUGUACAUCUCAUGCAUCCUAGCAAGGUCCCAAAACCGUGUUGUGCUCCUACUAAACUGAGCCCGAUAUCUGUCUUGUAUCACAUUGACGAAUCAAACGUAAAUCUAAAAAAAUAUAAAAAUAUGGUGGUCAAAAGUUGUGGAUGCCAUUAACCGAAAUCAAUCUGGGAUUAUUAUUAGAAUGUGAUAUUACCCGUGCCACAAAAUAACUUAUAUACGAACGAAUGAAAUAAAUUUCUUGCUACGAAUAA